Molecule: messenger RNA, 1245 nt
Organism: Caenorhabditis briggsae
Lineage: Eukaryota; Metazoa; Nematoda; Chromadorea; Rhabditida; Rhabditidae
Exons: 8
Coding region: 1-1245 (414 amino acids)
Source: RefSeq, a predicted model, not a curated record
AUGAUUAAUCUGUUUGACACUUUUCAACCCAAGUCUUUCACACCGUUCGCUGGUUUCGCGGCUCCAACCAAUUCUAUGUGUUCUCAUUCAUUGAGCCAGCUCACAGGAUUUGCAAUUAAUAAUUUCAUUGCACAGCAGAAUCUUCCCUCGAUUUCUGAAAUAUUUUCUCCAAUACAGCAAAGUGAAACUCCACAAAAUACUUCUUUCUCGGAUGUCACUCGAUUUGGAAUAUCAGAAACUUCUGACAAGAGUCAUCAUCUCGCUUUUUCAAACACUGCUUGUAACACUGUAGCGGAAAGAGUUCCAACUGUAUCAUCUGCUAUUCCAUCACCAACAUUAUCUUCAACAACGCUUCAACUCGACAAUGAAUCUGCAGCAAAUUCACAGAGUCAUCCAACGUUUCCUGUAAUCAAUAAACCCAGCGCCCAGGAGAAAAAAGAAGCACACUUGGUGUUAGCUAAUCUCUUGGAAGAAAUUCCAAAAUUUGAUGAAUAUAACAACACAAAGCUUAUGGAAACAACCGGAUGGACAGAAGACAUGAUUAGGAAAUGGUUCAAGGAAACAAGACAUCAGAAAUUAGAAAAGCUCUUUUUUGAGCAUCCAUUCGCUGACGAACAGAAAGCAAGAAAAGUUGGAGUGAUUAUGCCAGACUCUAUUUCGGUGCACAACUAUAUUUCUAUGAGAGAAAAGUUGAUUGCGAUUCAUGGAAAUGUGAAUUUUGUGCAUUCCAGAACCAUAAAUGAGAAAGAAGAAAAAAAUGUGGAAUCUGAAGGGAAAGAAAAGAUUCUAUCAGAAACUACACUAUCCAAAAAUCCCGGAGACGACCUCCCAACUGGAAAACAAUCCGUAAAAGCUUUAGAAAUGGAGACGUUCCAAGAUAAAAUAAUGAAGCGUCUUUUCAUAAAUCAACCAUUCAUGGAAAGCGCACCGAUUAUUAAUUCCUACAUGAAUUUAGCAAGAGAAACGUGCAUAGCAAAGUACCUACGUGGAAUCCUCACUCUUGACGAUCUCCCUCAACAGAUGCUAAUUCUUGAAUUUUUGUUGCAAAAAUCCAAUCAAGUUAGCAGACAACUAGUGGUGAAUUUAGCGGCGAUUGCGAAAGUGAAGGAGAGUCAGGUGUACGACUACAUUGAAAUGAGAGCUCGCUGUAUAAAAGAGUUUGAAGCAGAACAGAGAAUGAGGAAUGAAGUGGAUAAGGGAAUUGUUGGAAAACAUAGCUCAGUUGGAAGCGAUCAAGAUAAAUGA